AUGGCCAAGUCCCCGCUCUUCUUCGGCCAGCGGCACCCGCGAUACACCCUUGCGCUCGCGGCUCUCGUCAUUGGCACAUACUGGCUCUUCUUUAGCUCACCCAACCCGCCCACUCCUGUCAUUUACAAGAACAACCAUGAACUGCAGACGCGCCUGGAGAGGGAGGAGCGCAAAUACCGCGCCAUGCUGCCCCAACGCCAGGAGCUCAUCUCAAAAUUCGGGCCGACGCCAUCUCAGCUCGUCAUGUUCCCGCCAGACCAAGACCCCUGGCCGCCGUACACCGUCUGGGACUUUUUCCCGCCGAUAUUCAACUGUCCGCACGAGCUCGACCGGUUAGGUGCCCUUGGAGAUGGUGGAAAGUGGAUGUGCGGCCUCUCGCGGAUAGAGGACAAGCCAAACUGUGUGAUAUACUCCUUCGGUGUGGACUCGUCGUACUCGCUCGAGGCGACACUCCUCCAAUCAACCCGCUUCUGCGAAGUGUGGAUAUACGACUCGACCAAGGGCGACUCCGCAAAGUCGCAGAUCCCCCGCUCGCUGCGGCACCGCGCGCACUUUGCGAAAGUCGCGCUCGGCGCCUCCGACCGGCAUGGCGCGAGCGACGAUCCGAAGACGUGGACGCUCAAGAGCCUCAUGUCCGAGAAUGGCCACUCGCACAUUGAUUUCUUGCGGAUGGACGUCGAGGGCUGGGAGUGGGAGACGUUCCGGGGCAUCAUCCGCGACUUCACGCUCGAGCGCAUGACGCCACCACAGGGCGCCGGCGCCGGCGGCCGCGAGGGCGUGCUCCCGUUCGGCCAGCUGCAGAUCGAGCUGCACGUCUGGAACCAGCGCUUCCAGGACUUCCUCGAGUGGUGGCAGCUGCUCGAGGCGUCUGGGCUCAGGCCGUUCCAUAACGAGAUCAACCUCGUCUACGCGAAUUACAACAGGCACAGCGGCGUCGAGCUCGCAGAGUACUCGUUCUUGAACGUGCGGGGGGACAACGCGUUCGUCAAGGACUACGUGCCCGAGACGCCGGAACUGGACCACCGCGAGCACGAGCACGCAGCGCCCAACGCAUAG
Molecule: messenger RNA, 1056 nt
Organism: Trametes versicolor FP-101664 SS1
Lineage: Eukaryota; Fungi; Basidiomycota; Agaricomycetes; Polyporales; Polyporaceae
Exons: 8
Coding region: 1-1056 (351 amino acids)
Source: RefSeq, a predicted model, not a curated record